Molecule: messenger RNA, 1020 nt
Organism: Wickerhamiella sorbophila
Lineage: Eukaryota; Fungi; Ascomycota; Dipodascomycetes; Dipodascales; Trichomonascaceae
Product: putative pyridoxal reductase 2
Exons: 1
Coding region: 1-1020 (339 amino acids)
Cellular component (GO): cytoplasm
Source: RefSeq, a predicted model, not a curated record
AUGACACUCGACGUUUUCCCGGUUGGAUUUGGACUUAUGGGGUUCACUUGGAAUCCUAAGCUCAAGUUUACUCAGGAUGAGUUUAAUGCUGUCCUAAAGCAGGUAAUCGAGGCCACUGACAAGCCACUUUUUCUUAACGGCGGUGAGUUUUAUGGAAUGCCUGACCGCCACGAGAACCUCAAGAAAAUUGGGAAGUUCUUUGAGACCUAUCCUGAAUAUGCAGACAAAGUCUACGUUUCAAUCAAGUCCGGUGUUAAUGACCACUGGGCUCCAGUCACUAGUGCAGAGGAGUUGAGACCGGGUGUCGAGGCAAUCACAAAGUACCUUGCUCCUUUGUACGCAGCUCGUAAAAGCCAUCCUAAGUCUCUUGACAUGUACACGCUUGCUCGACUUGGUGAUGAUACCAUAGAGAACGUCUUGGAGCGGCUGAAUGUAUACGUCAAGUCAGGCGAGAUCAAGUCAAUUUGCUUGUCCGAAGUAUCUGCGCAGACGAUUCAGAAAGCUCUGGCCACCGGAGCACCAAUUGGUGCCGUCGAGCUUGAGUUCUCUUUGUUUUCUCGUGAAGCAGUUGAAAACGGCGUUUUCGAGAUUUGUGCUAAAAACAAUAUCCCUGUUAUCUGCUACUCACCUCUUGGUAAAGGAUUGUUGGCUGGUCUAAAUCCUAAAGAUGUUCCUGAAGGUGAUAUGCGUAGGAAUUUCGAUCGUUUCCAAGGCGAGAUCUACGAGCAUAACAAAAAGCUCGUCGAGGUUACCAAAGACAUUGCCGAACGCAAGAAAGUUACACCUGCGCAGGUUGCGCUUUCCUUCAUCACCAGCUUGAGCAAUAAGGAGUGGGCCGGCGUCAAGUAUCCCCAGCUCGUUCCUAUUCCUGGAUCAACUAAGGCGGCUCGUCAAAUUGAAAAUUUCAAGACCAUCCAGCUCUUUGACGCUGACUUGAAAGAGAUCCAUGAUGUUUUGGACAGUUUCAAAGUGAAGGGUAGCCGCUACACAGCUGCUAUGGAUGCUGGUCUUUAUAAAUAG